Emiliania huxleyi CCMP1516 is the source of this 1295-nucleotide messenger RNA. RefSeq lists its product as hypothetical. The transcript has 3 exons. The record is from RefSeq and is a predicted model, not a curated record. The coding region runs from base 1 to 1149 and encodes 382 amino acids. Lineage: Eukaryota; Haptophyta; Isochrysidales; Noelaerhabdaceae.
AUGAUACCAUACCAAACUGAAGUACCGAAUCCAGGACUGACGCUGGAGCAGCGGCCGAUCAAGUUGGAGGGCCGGCACGGUGCUCGAGUGGACCGCCGAGCGCUCGUCGAUCGCGCCAAUGUCGUCGUGACCUCUGUCGACCCGCAAACCGUGCUGUCGGUGGGCAACGGGCAGACUGCCUUCACCGCAGACGUGACCGGCCUGCAGACUCUCAACGCCACCUACCUCUCCCCGCCGCUGCUGACGCAGACGCACGCCGACUGGGGCUGGCACGUCACGCCGCCGCCGGCCGGCGUGGAGCCUCUCCGCUUCACCGAGGCGGAGAUCUCUGCGCGCAACCACUCCGCCAGGUACCCCGUGCUGCAGCCAAAGCUGGCGGCCGAGACCGCCUGGCUGCGCGCCAACCCUCACCGCCUCUCGCUGCUCCGCCUCUUCCUCCGCCGCACCGACCCACGCCUGCCUCCGAUCGCGCCGUCCGACCUGCGGUCGCCUCGCCAGACGCUCCACCUUUGGAACGGUACGCUGACCUCCUCGUUCGAGCUCGACGGCGCGCCCGUGUCGGUCGUCACCGCCGUCCACCCCUCCCUCGACGCCCUCGCCACGCGGGCCUUCCAGGGAGGGCUCGAGUGGGGCAAGGCCGACCGCCACGCCUCCACGCUCGUCAGCGGCGGGCGGCGGUGCGACGGCCGCCCGGUCCUCCUCCGCCGCCUCGACGCGACGACGCACUACGUCCACCUCGCUCUGGGCGGCGGGGGCUGCCCCCACCUCGCCGCCGGCCGCGUGCCGCACGACUGGUCGAUCGCCCGCGCGGAGGGGGGAGGCGUGGAGGGAGGCGUGGAGGGAGGCGCCUCGGGGGAGGGCAGUGCCUGCCUCGACGCCACGCUGUGGCUGUCGCCCGCGCGCGAGCAGGUCGCGCCGCCCUCGGCGGCGGAGGUGUUUGCGGCGGCGGCGGCGCACUGGCCACGCGAGUGGUCGCGCGGCGCGGCGCUCGACUUGUCCGGCAGCGCGGCCAAGGGCGCCGCCGCCCUCGAGGCGCCUUGCGCCGCCGCGCUCGAGGCUCGAGUCGUGCGCUCACAGUACCUCUCGAUGUCGCAGGAGGCGGGGAGCAGCCCGCCGCAGGAAGAUGACCGCUCGUGCAACCUCGGGUGAUCUCGGGCGAUCUCGGGUGAUCUCGAGGAGCAGUGCCGCCGCAGGAGACGGGGCUUGUCCUCAACUCGUGGUACGGCAAGUUCCACACCGAGAUGCGGCGCGCCUCGCCCUCUUCUCUGCCCGCUCCCCGAUGCCAGCUCCGCAAC